CACCCCACCCGCCUCCACUCCACAGGCGGGGCUACCUCCGAUACGCGAGCCCCUGCUGCCUGCACCCGCCAGCCGGGCGAGCAUCGCUUCCUUCCUUCCUCCGCACGUGCCUUGGCAUCCCCGCUUCCCAUUCCUCCCCGUCCCACCGAACAAGGGUCGCCGAGAUUAGAAGCCAGACGAGGAGGCGAUGCAGCAGCCGCAGUCGUGGCUGGCUGCCGGUGCCGGCCCCGCCACCGGAGCGGGCCUCCCUGCCCCAGCCACCUUCGAGGAGGCGUCCAUGGAGCGCAGCAAGAGCUUCGUCAAGGCGCUCCAGGAGCUCAAGAACCUCAGGCCGCAGCUCUACUCUGCAUCAGAAUACUGCGAGAAGUCGUACCUCCACAGCGAGCAGAAGCAGAUGGUGCUGGACAACUUGAAAGAUUAUGCGGUCAGGGCCCUGGUCAACGCGGUGGAUCACCUUGGCACCGUUGCCUACAAAUUGACAGAUCUGUAUGAACAACAGGCUUCAGAGGUCUCAACUCUCGAGCUGAAAGUGGCAUCCUUAAACCAGCAAGUUCUCGCCUGCCAAACUUACACGGAUAAAGAAGGCCUUAGGCAGCAGCAAAUGAUCGGAACCGUCACAAGGCACCACAAACAUUACAUCGUACCAUCUGCGGGAAACAAAAGAAUGCAGGCCUUUUCCGAGAUGCAAACAGAUGCUGAGCUUGACUUGAGACCUAGACCUUAUCCCUCAGAGAAGACCCUUUACUGGCACUUGGCUUCGGAGAAGAACUCCAAAACCAAUGGAGUACGUGAAUCUGAAUUUGCCCAUGGAGAAACAAAAACUACCAAGCCUAGUACAUCCAGUGGUGGCUUCCACCUUCCAGGUAAGGAGUCAUCUGCAUCUCCCUUGCCCAAGCGGUUACAGUCGAAUGUCUCCAGCUCGGCCAUUGUUAUACGUAACAGUGGCAUGAAGGAUCAGCCUGGUGCAAGGCCUUUGUCAUCAUUCAGUUCUUUUGACAAUCCAAGAGGGCGCCAAAUCCAAAAGGCUCCCCUUCGCACCAAAAGUAUGCUGGCAGCUUUCUUUGUCAGGCACAGAUCUGGAAAGAUGAAAAACGUCUCUGUUCGUUGAUCAACGACAAACCUGCAGUUCACUCCAGCAGCUCCACCCUAGUACAUCCGAGAAACUCAGUCCAAACUCUGUUACUCCCUCCAUCCGUCCGGAAAUAUCAUAUACUCCCUCCGACCCAUAUUACUUGUCACAGAUUUAGUAAUAUGGGUUGGAGGGAGUAGUAUUUGUAUUUUGUAUAUUAGUGUUCUAGAGAUAAAUCAUUUUUAAGCCCUUAGCAUAUCUGAUCUUAAUGUCAUCUUGGUAAUGACAAAAUUUUAUAUGGAUAUAGAAUUACAGUUUUAUACCAUUGUGUUAAGUCACUAGCCGGAAGGUUUGAGUAUAAUAAAUGGAGGAAAUGGACGCAUA
Molecule: messenger RNA, 1453 nt
Organism: Brachypodium distachyon (stiff brome)
Lineage: Eukaryota; Viridiplantae; Streptophyta; Magnoliopsida; Poales; Poaceae
Product: probable protein ABIL1
Exons: 9
Coding region: 188-1108 (306 amino acids)
Source: RefSeq, a predicted model, not a curated record